GGGACAAAGAGACACUUACCAAAUACCUGUCUAUAACAGCGGCCUUAGCCGUGAUUACCAUUUUCGCGUUUCUCAUCCAACGACAUGUGGCUAAAAGAACCAGAGGAAACAACAAUCAACGAGGAUGUGAAGAAGCCGAUGAGAACCACAUAGAGUCCUCGCAAGCUAAUGAACUUGUUCGACAUGGAGCUUACAACUUAUCGUUCUCCGGUGAUCCUGAAUGGGAAAUACCGCGAGCAAGGUUGAAUGUAGAGAAAAUUAUUGGGCGUGGUGCAUUUGGCGUGGUGUCAAGAGGCUUGGCGCUGGAUUUGCCAGGAAAACCAGGAUGGACUGUUGUAGCGGUGAAGAGUGUCCAAGAUGAUGCUUCAGAAAAAGAGAAGUUAGACCUGUUGUCAGAGAUGUCAGUCCUUAAGCACCUUGAUCCUCAUCCUCACGUCAUUCGCCUGUACGGCUGUGUUACUACUGAAGCACGGCCGCUCGUAGUGGUCGAGUAUGCGCAGUAUGGUGACUUGCUUGGGUACCUGAGGAAGAGCCGAGGAGUCCGAGAUAACUACUACAGUGAUCCUUCGGUAGAGCCCCGCACCAGCCUCACUUCCAAGCAGCUACUUAGGUUCGCAUGGCAGAUCAGUGAUGGAAUGGACUACUUGUCCAAGAGAAAGAUCAUUCAUCGCGACUUGGCCGCAAGAAAUGUUUUGGUUGGUGACGAAGACGUUUGCAAAAUCACGGAUUUUGGAAUGGCCAGAGAUGUCUGGGAAGAAGACAUAUAUGUGCGAACCCACGAGGGCCGUCUUCCGAUUAAGUGGACGGCAGCUGAGGCUCUGUUUGGAGAUGGUGCAUAUACUACUCAGAGUGAUGUGUGGAGCUUUGGUGUGGUGAUGUACGAGAUCUUCACUGUAGGUGGGGACCCGUUCCCGGGGGUGUAUAUGAGAGAUAUCCCCGCGCUGUUGAGGAAUGGGUUCAGGAUGUCACGCCCAAAAUUUGUCAGUGCAACGCUUUACGAUAUCAUGAUGGAAUGCUGGAAGACCGAACCCUUACAAAGGCCAGACUUUGAGGGUUUACGGUCACUAUUACAUAGCAUGAUCCAGGACGAAGAACAGGAAUAUGUCAACUUGGAGGAGCUGUUUUAUGAAAAUGUGCUACCAACCAGUCUCUCAGGAGAGUGGUCGGCAUAGCAUUGAGCUAAAUCUAACGAGAACAAGACAUAUACAGUUACCAGGCCAAUGUAUCAACUUAAACCGACAAAGGAAAGAUUGUAAGGGAAUAAAUAAAGAGAUUUACCUGGAGUAACUUUCGCAAUCUCUGACCGAGUUUCAGAUGUAGUUAUAAGAAGUAUACUGGGUGCUACAGCUGCAUUUUUAUUCUCAAAUA
Messenger RNA from Pocillopora verrucosa, 1368 nucleotides. The record is from RefSeq and is a predicted model, not a curated record. Lineage: Eukaryota; Metazoa; Cnidaria; Anthozoa; Scleractinia; Pocilloporidae.